AAAACAUCAUGUGAGCGCCUCCUUCUGUCAAAACUCUCACCGUGAGGCGGAAUACCAGCAAGAACGGUCACCUCUGCAUUCAUCUUCAUCAACAUGACAUGCUUUAUUUACGUUUUUGCCUUUUUUCUGUCUGCAUUUUUAAUGGAGGCGCAGGGCACGUAUGGUCCUUACGCGCGGAACCACAACCAGCUGUACGCGGGCCGGCAGAGAUCACCUCACAUCAGCCCUAAUAUACCUGGACACGGUAACUCCAUCAACAUUGGAGCUCAUGGCUUUAAUCCCAGGUUUUACAGCUAUCAUCAUCCCAACCCUCAUCAGCAUCAUCCCCAGCGGCCGCCCUGGAAAGGGCCUCCCUUCAUCUACCACCGCCCUGUACCUAUCCAACCUGUCCGGCCAAUCUCACCAGUCCAACCUGCCCGGCCAAUUGUGCCCUCACUACCCAGAAUACCAGUUGUGUUACCUGCCCCUACAGUACCCAUGCCAGUGAAACCAAUACCCACUCUUCCCCCUCCACCUCCACCUUCAACACAGGCUACGACUACAACCACUACAACCGCUACAACUGCUACAACCUCUACAACGACUACAACUACAACUAGCACAACUACUUCACAGCGGGUCAGUACCCCCCGUGCCACAACUGCCCCUGCCAAGCCUCCCACUGUCCCAGCUCCAGCAGAGCCCUGCAAGAGUCGUCCACUUGACCUGGUCUUCAUCAUCGACAGCUCUCGAAGUGUCCGUCCUGCAGAGUUUGAGAAGGUCAAAAUCUUCCUCUCAGAAAUGGUUAACUCUCUGGAUAUCGGAUCCGAUGCCACAAGAGUCGCGCUGGUCAACUACGCCAGCACCGUCAACAUUGAGUUCCAUUUGAAAAAGUACUUUAGUAAGGCUGAGGUCAAGCAGGCCUUCUCCCGUAUUGAUCCACUCUCGACAGGAACCAUGACUGGCAUGGCUAUCAAAACCGCCAUGGAGCAAGUUUUUACAGAAAAUGCUGGAGCCCGGCCGUUAAAAAAGGGCAUUGGUAAAGUGGCCAUUAUUGUGACAGAUGGAAGACCGCAAGAUAAAGUCGAAGAGGUGUCAGCAGCAGCAAGGGCUUCUGGGAUUGAAAUAUACGCAGUAGGAGUGGACAGAGCAGAAAUGCGGUCCCUCAAGCAGAUGGCCAGUCAGCCGCUCGAUGACCAUGUGUUUUAUGUGGAGACAUACGGAGUGAUCGAGAAACUCACAUCCAAGUUUAGGGAAACGCUCUGUGAAGAAGCAAGAGCAGAUCUGACUGAAAAUGCCUGCAUGUGUGAGGCUCAGAUUGCCUUUCAGCGGAAAGUUCACAACAGCAUACAGACGCUCUCCAGCAGACUGGAUGACAUCUCAAACAGAGUCCAGCAGUUUGAUCUUCGUCGUGCCUAGAUUGGAAGAUGGGACUCAAAGCUGCUUAUCUGAAUAAAAUAAAUAGUUAUUUAAACUUUUAUUGUAACUGCAUGUGCAUCCUCGUUUUGUUCAUUUAACUGUUAAAUAUCUGUUCGUCAUGUUUUGAGUAUUAUUUUUGAGUAAUCGACAUGUCAAAAAAAAAAAAAAAAAGGACACAAAUUGAAGUAUUUGGAAGAAUGCAUUUAUUUUUUGGAACAAAUAGUAAAAGUAAUAUUGCUAUUUUGGAGUGUUAUGUAAAGUAUACGCACAUCAUUUUAUGUUUGGAAAAUUGUACAAAUAUAUGUGAAUAAAUAAAAUAUUGUUUGAUGUCA
Molecule: messenger RNA, 1730 nt
Organism: Danio rerio (zebrafish)
Lineage: Eukaryota; Metazoa; Chordata; Actinopteri; Cypriniformes; Danionidae
Source: RefSeq, a predicted model, not a curated record